This is a messenger RNA of Anisakis simplex (herring worm), 435 nucleotides long. The record is from the annotation of a GenBank genome assembly. Lineage: Eukaryota; Metazoa; Nematoda; Chromadorea; Rhabditida; Anisakidae.
CCGUCAUGUGGAUAUAAGGUGAACGCUCAUCGUUUCUCCACUUUGAAAUUAAAGAACAAUAGUAUGAAACAAUUUACGAUGAUUUUUCAGAUAAUUACAAUCGAAUCGUUAUUGCGCAAAUUUUUUGGUGCUGAAGUGAUUCAAGGAGCAUCGUGUGAUCGUUGUGUUGAACUGAGGAAUAAAACAUCGAGUGGGCUCAUUAAAAGACAAGGAUUUUGCAAGCUGCCAUCGACCUUGAUAAUGCGAGUCGAGCGAGUGACGUAUCUCCCAUCCGGGGUCGUAUUCAAACAGGGUGACCACUUCACUUUUCCGGAAAUAUUGGAUAUUCGAGAUUUUUGCUUUUAUCGAGAUACUAUGGUAAAUUCCACUUCAUUUCGAGAUGAUUAUAUUUGUGCACAUUUAUAUUUAUACUUACAUUCAUUUGCAUUGAUUUAA